CACGACGCUCGACGCCGGCUCAGGCGUCAUUCCGACAGCGGCUCUCUGCCAAAGUGGCUACAGUGAAUUAGUGUCGUGCGACGAGCAGCAAAAAUUGCAGAACUUUUCGACACGCUGGGAUCCUCGUGGCUGAGCGAAACAGGCCGGGAUUUCCCUGCGGAAAUUUGCGCUAUGAUUGAGAACGUGCCCAAGAUGCUGUCCGACCCGGACCAAAAACCCGAGCUGCUGGAAGACGGGACCCAUCUGGACAUCAAGCCUCGGUUUACCAUGGGACAGAUUUGCGAAGGCUGCGGACAACAAAUUAUGGUGGUUAAGGACUACUCUCAGCGCCUGCCUCUGCAAAAGGGCGACCAAUUCGUCCUCAGAGCCGGUCAGCCGCUUUGCAGGGCAGAUUUUGAAAAGGAAUUCUUCCUCCUUCAACAAACCUCGCUCGGCUCAGAGUGCAGUCGAGUUUCUGCGGUUAAGUUUCGAAGGAAGCUUCACUCGCCGAAACCGUGCAGAAAAGUUCGAGAAGCACUGGCCAAAGAAACUGGCUUGAGCGUUCGCGUGGUUCAAGUUUGGUUCCAAAAUCAGCGCGCUAAAAUGAAGAAGAUGGAGAAAAAGCAGAAAGAGAGAGAAAGCAGAGAAGACGGGAAAGAUGGAGAAAAAGAACCUAAUAAAAAGGGGAGAAAAACGAAGGCUGCCGCUUUGGUCAAAGAAGUUGACAGUGAUUCCGACACCGAAUUCAAUGGUGAUCAGUAUCCUGCGCAUUCAGGGGACAGCUUUUGCGGAUCAGAGCUUUCUUUGGAUGACAGUGGGGGCUUCGAAACUGUGGAGGAUCUGACGGAUGCCGGACCGGGCUCGAAUGGACUCGUCCCUCCACAACAAGGUCCAGUUCUCCAAAUUUGUCUCCGAGGCUUAGCGUGCUUGAAGUCGCAUAGAGGUUAUGUUAUAAUGACAUCUCUGAUCGCCCGGUUGACUUUCUAUCCGUCAGUUGGAUGGACCAUGAUUAUGGAGAAAUUGUCAAGCCGGCGGUGGUACGACCGAAUCGACGAAACAGUUAUAGUGGGUGCGAUUCCUACCACAAGUAUGAUUCCCGAACUAAUUGAAAAAGAGGGGGUACGAGGCGUAGUGUCAAUGAAUGAAGAUUUUGAGUUGCGCUUGUUCGCGAAGGAAGAAGACUGGUUUAACGCGGGUGUGAAAUUCAUUCAACUCCCUACUGUGGAUAUGUUCGGAGUUCCAACGAAAGCUCAAUUGGAGAAAGGACUUUCUUUCAUCGCGGGAAUCGAGAAAGAGAACGGCUCAGUUUAUGUUCACUGUAAAGCGGGACGUGUUCGAAGUGCAACUUUGGUUAUGGCAACUCCGACGUUCGAAAGUCUGUGUUGUGCCGACGGAGAUAAAACUGGUGGCCCAAUAGAUUAUCUUCUUCAUGUGCACGCAAUCCCGUACAAUGCCGUUAGUUUAGCUACUUCUCUUAUUGGAAUUGGAGGGGCCCUUUUUCAGGUCGUCGCGGUUUCUGGGCAAACAAAACGACCCCGUGCGACGCCUGGUGUGACAAGAAACUCAAGUUCCAGUCGACAUCUGUCAAUUGUGCAGUGGCUUGCUGUUGCAGAUCUGUGUGCUGCAUUGGGAAUUCUCAUUAGAUCUGCGGCAUGGCUUAUGAACGCCACGAUGAUGCUGGAAAUCAAUUGGUCAUCUCAAAUUUUCUGUGUGUGCAUUUCGACUUGGAUUCAUUUUUUCUACACGGCGACUUACUUGUGGACCUUCUUUUACGCGAUUGACAUCAUGCGAACUCUUCAAGAGAAACCGUGGCUACCUGGAUUAUACCAUGGCUUAGCAUGGUCAAUAAGUGCUGGGCUUACUGCGACUGGGAUUUCAUUUUUGUACUUUCCUAACUUCAACUGUCAUCGUGGAGAACCAAACGGCUAUUUGUACGUUUUGCCGAAUUACAUUUCCACGUAUUUGCCCGUUUUGGUGGUUAUGGUGGCAAAUCCCAUAAUUUACAAAAUUGCUUUUGGCCAGGUGGAAAUUUACGUUGCACAAACCCGAGGCAUUAUCACAAGCGAAGAACAUCGCGCUGUUGAUGCGUUGAAGUGGAAGUUUUUUUGCAUCAUUCUUGCAUUUUAUAUCUGUUGGCUACCGAAUCUGAUCAAUGGAAUAUUGCUUUGGACGAAUUGGCCAGAUUUGCCUCGAGCCGGAAUUUUGGGAUUGUGGUAUCUUAUGGCUGUUGUUAAUCCUCUACAAGCCGUGCUGAACGUUAUCGUUUACGGGAAAUGGAGGAAUUGUUUCACAUGGUUCAGCAAUUCUCUGUGUUGUCUGUGGGGCAAGAAGUCGGAGGACCUGAACGAACGAAGCCUUCUGUUGGAAUCGUCUUUCACGCACAGCAUAAACGGAGAAGGCUCGUAUAUGUAUUAA
Molecule: messenger RNA, 2394 nt
Organism: Notodromas monacha
Lineage: Eukaryota; Metazoa; Arthropoda; Ostracoda; Podocopida; Cyprididae
Source: the annotation of a GenBank genome assembly